CCUAGAGUAGCGUAGUUGGCAGCGGCAACCGCCGUCUUGGCUCACCACCCAAAUCUUCACGCUCCAUCCCACCAGACCAGACCUCAGCACCUCAGCACCUCAGCACUGCUCUGCACCACCACCACCACCACAAACCCACCACCCCCCAACCCACGCUACAAAAAUGGCGCCCAAGCCUCCCACGGCCUCUGCCUCGCAGCCCAAGAAAGCGCCCAAAGCCUCCCGGGCUGCAAAGUCGAAAGGCGGGAUCCGCAGCACGCACACCGCGCUGGGGAUAGCGAAGAAGCCGUUGCGCAACGACAAGCGCACGCCGAAGCGGCGGGCGGCGGACAUGGCGCGGCUCGAGAAGACGCUGCCGACGUUGAACACGGUCGUGCCCGCUGCCGCGUCGGGAAAGAUCAAGGGCGGACGUGGAAAGAUCGGAAAGGUCUUCGUCGACGAUCAUGAUGCUGAUAAGCUGCACCGCUUCGUCGAGCAGGCCGCCGGGAAACAUGAUGUCGGCGUCGAGAGUAAAUUGGAGAGAGCGAGGAAAGUCGAGGCCAUAAGGGAGGCCCGGAGACGCGAGGACGAGAAGCGUGACGAGCAGCGACGUGAGAAGUUCGACGAGACGAAAGACAAAGUCCGGCGGAAACGGAAGUCGGGUAAACCGGAGCCGUCGGCGUUCGGCGAGGAGCCGCUCGGAAAGGGUGGCAAGCCCAAGAAGAAGGUGGGCUUUGCGUGAGCGUGGGCGUGAGCGGUGGGCCGUACUGUGUAUACCAGGUCAUGUCGAAAAGUUGUGCUUUUGUUUUUCUUCGUCUACAGGUUUACAUGCGAUAUUCAUUUUGGCGUUGGGUAAUGGUAGUUCUAUCUAUAGUAUUGUACAAAACAAAAGGAACAGAUCUACGUUGACGACUGACUAUUCUCUGGUAUCUCCCCGUGGCUAAUCUGAGAGGAUGAAAAUGCAGAAAAACUCCUAGUGAUGCCUCUAUUUCCCCUUCCCUUCCUUUUCUCCCUCCUCCUCCUCCACCCGCUUACUCCAUCUUCUUUAACUGGGCUAUAUCGAGGAGCCCGUCCUGCGGGACACCGCCGAUGACGACGGGAGUGUCCGGAGUAUCGUCUGCGGAUGGAGGAACAACCUCGAUCACAUCCUUGGCGAACGCAUUCAAGAAGUUGGAGAUCUAGAUAUAUAUCGUAAGCAACCACCACAGGAAGAAAAGAAGAAAAAAAAGAUCA
Tricharina praecox is the source of this 1212-nucleotide messenger RNA. RefSeq lists its product as uncharacterized. The record is from RefSeq and is a predicted model, not a curated record. The coding region runs from base 164 to 721 and encodes 185 amino acids. Gene Ontology annotation, biological process: intracellular mRNA localization; ribosomal large subunit biogenesis. The transcript is spliced from 2 exons. Gene Ontology annotation, cellular component: preribosome, large subunit precursor; nucleolus. Gene Ontology annotation, molecular function: mRNA binding. Lineage: Eukaryota; Fungi; Ascomycota; Pezizomycetes; Pezizales; Pyronemataceae.